Molecule: messenger RNA, 2471 nt
Organism: Annulohypoxylon truncatum
Lineage: Eukaryota; Fungi; Ascomycota; Sordariomycetes; Xylariales; Hypoxylaceae
Exons: 3
Coding region: 1-1989 (662 amino acids)
Source: RefSeq, a predicted model, not a curated record
AUGCCGGACUUCUUCCCCUUCAUCCCCGGAACCGAGACCGGCCGCGCCGCCCGGCAACACGCGAGCGACGCCUCGCCGCUUCUAGGCCGCUUCCGCGCCGUGCCCACCGCCUCGCGGUCCGGCGUCGGCUUCGGCGUCGGCGCCUCUUCCGCCGCGCAACAGCAACCGCCGCAGCUCGGCCUGCUAUCCACGAACGGCGGCGGCCGCGGCAGCGUGCACGUCGGGUACGGCGCGCUGCUGAUCGCCGGCAUGGAUUCUGAUUCGGGGGAAGACGAUGACGAUGACGACGACGAUGACGAUGAUGGCGAUGACGGGUUAGUGGGUAACGAUGAUAGUAAUGGGGGUAACGGCAGGAGGUGUGCGAACGUGGCGAGGAGGGCGUUGCGGGCCUGGCGUCGGUUCGCGAGGUUGUCGCGUCGGAGCGUGAGGGACUUGUGGGUUGCGCCUAGGCAGACGGCCGUCAAGCGCGUGGUCGAGAGUUGGUGGAGGCGUUGGGGAGUUCUGGUCUUCCUUCCCGCUGCUUUGGCAGUUGCAUGGUGCGCGAUCCCGUUCCCGCAAUAUGCCUUCCCGCCGAAUUCGCACGAAUCUAAGCCCGUGCCAGACUCUCCUUCCUCUCAGCACAGGGCACCUGGUCACGGUGAGGCGCGCGUACAAGUGAAUUUCUGGUUCUUCCUAUUGGUAUACUACGGAUUCUACAACCUAACGGCUCUGAUCUGGAUUACUAAAGUGUUCAACCUCUAUUCCCUCAACUGGUGGCCGUCGACUCUCGGUUUCCCCCUGACCGUCUCGCUCAUUGCGAUUAUCUCUCUCGCGGCUCCGAUCCCCGUAUAUCUGAUUCCGGAGGCGCGCUACCUGACGGUCCACAACACGGCCUGGAUCAGCUGGACAUUCGUCAUCAUGGCCAUGCCCGUGGCUAUUGCCUUCUGCAUCCUGAUGACGCACGAGCGUCAUUUGGGUCUUAGGAACUCGCUUAGCGAAACCCAGCGCAUAUUCACGAGUUCGUGGUGGACCGGCAAGUCGGACACGCUUUCAGCUACCCGAGACUUUAAUCGGCGUCGAGGGAGGAUGAGUCGAGCUAGGACCUCUUUCGAUCCGGACGCUGCAUUACAGAUCGCAGACCAGUCACGGCCAACCAUGCCGGCAUUCAUGCAACGACGCCGUUGGCUGCCCGCCAGCUUCGUGCGCUUCGUGUGGUUCUGCCUUGCGCUCUUCAUUAGCCUGCUCGCCUACCUGAUAGGAGAGGCGUACGCCGAGAUCUAUCUACGGACGCUGCCGCACAACAGUUUCGAAACGAUCGUCUAUGUCUACAGUUGGGUUGUGACGGUCCACCUGUUGGACGCGCUUACGGGUUGGAUCCUCGGUGCUACGGAAGGGGAGCGGGUAGGGAGCUAUCCCCUGAGUUGGAUCUUCAAGCUAAUGAACAGCUACUUCAUGUUGACGUACCAAACCUACGUUCGCGCGCUAUACGCGCGCCUUCGUUCACCCACUCAAUUUAUCUGGCUCCAAGGUCUCUCGUCCGGCUUCCUCAUCAUUCUUACCCCGGUAACUAUGACGCAAACUUAUCACCGCGUAUUAUCGAUGAUAGGAUUGACUACCCAGUCGUAUGCCUCGUACCAGAAGAUCUGCACCAGAAACGUCUUCAUCCGCUUCUUAGCUGAGAAUGUAAGCAUGCUCACGUUCCUAGGGAGCAUCUUGGUGCUGCACUUCGGGGCGAACAAAGACGUAUAUCCAUAUUUCGCCUUUGACGACCCCGAUGAAUUGUAUGACUUCGAACUAACAUUCUAUGCGUCCAUGAUUACUUGGGCUUGUGAGUUGGCGGCCGGAAUCGUUCUCAGAGGUUUAAUUCGGUGGAUCUUUGGAGUCAACGCCAGCGUCGAGGGGAAGAUGGACCUAGCUGUGUGGCCGGAGCUGCUACCUACGAGCGUAGCCGUAAUGUUGCAUGUAUUGCAGAGUAUGCUGUUCUCAAUCAUCCGAUUGCACUUUCGGUGACAGGAUGGUAGAGGAACCUUUGUUGAAUUGAUGUGGAGAGUCUGGAUUGGUGGCCCCCAGAGACUUUUGCAGCUCGGUUAAGCGUGGCCAGCGAAUGCUGCGCGCGCUUCGAAGUCUAGGGCGAGCGGAUAGGAUCUUAUCAAUGACAGAUUCUGGGGAAUCAGUGGUGCUCGGUCGACUGGAUUCUUUUGUCAGGCAAUGGUCUGUAUCCCAGGCCGUAGGCGUCUUGUUUGCUUUCAGUUGUUGCUCCUCGUUCAGUUGCUAUGCAGAGGUGCCCAAGGCGGAGUAGAUGAUACCCUUUUAGAACAAAUACCGUAGAAUAGAUAUCCCCUGACUGCUAAUCAAAUUUUACUAUAAUUUUACUGUGGCUUGCGCAGAGAGGGUGUGCAGUGACGUGGAUCGAAAUGAAGAUGCAUAUGUUCUGAUUGUUUCUGCAUUCCUGGAAGAGAGAAGACCUAAGGCGAAAUGGACACGUCCGCAGG